Malassezia japonica is the source of this 1302-nucleotide messenger RNA. RefSeq lists its product as uncharacterized. The transcript has a single exon. The coding region runs from base 1 to 1302 and encodes 433 amino acids. The record is from RefSeq and is a predicted model, not a curated record. Gene Ontology annotation, biological process: siderophore biosynthetic process. NCBI's taxonomy places the organism in Eukaryota, Fungi, Basidiomycota, Malasseziomycetes, Malasseziales, Malasseziaceae.
AUGUCGGGUUGGCUUGCGAAGAAGGCAGUAUGGCCCACGGCCGUGCCAGAAAAGACCUUUCAGCUUCUGAUCGGUGCGGAUACGCUGGUGGAAGUCAAGGUCCAGCAUGGCGGAGCGCAAGAGGGCCGCGAGGCGGUGCACAUCGUCACGCCGACCGCAACGGGGCACGGACGUGCUCUGAUCGCCGCUGAUGUCGCGAUGCACGUCGUGCCGCCUUGUGCGCCGUACACUCAUCCUUCGCAGGAGCCGAAUGAUAACUCGCUCAAUGCACGCAGCAAGCGCAUGGCGCACGUCGAGCUGAUAGGCGGCAACGACCUCUCUCUGCUCAAUGUCUGGGCACUGACCUACAUUUUUUUUACGCUGUGGCCCGACCAGGAGUACUUUGUGCUCCAAACGAGGUCGGCGCCUUCUUCGGGCGCUUGGGUCGUGCCCUUGCUGGCAUCAGGGCUGGCUGUGCCGCACCCGGCAGACACACAGGCGCGCAAGACGUCUGUGGAUGCUGACGCGAGCGGCGAGGUGCUGGUCUCGCGCGCAGCAUUCUGGCAGGGCGCUGGGCCGUUGCCUGCAGGAGGAUGGGUGCCCGUGCUUGACUCGGACGCGACCUACCCCCAUCUCGCGCAGUCGCACCGCGCGGCGCCGAGCGGCCUUGCUGUCGGCACGCUUCACCCGGCCCGUGCGCCCAAACUUGGCCUGUGGAACGUGCAACACGCUACGCUACCGCUCUACCGCCGCUAUAUUCCCGAGAUUGGUCAGACGCUUUCGUUCCGUCUGGCGAGCUCGCUCAGCGAGACGGACGUCGACCUACUGCACCGCUGGCACGCAACGGACCGCGUCAACACUGGCUGGCGCCAGGACAUGCCGCGCGAGGAGCACCGCAAGUACCUCGCGGAGCAAGAGGCCUCGAGUGACUCGAUUGCACUGAUCGGUGAAUGGGACGGCGAGCCAUUUGGCUAUGUGGAAAUCUACCACGCAAAAGAAAAUGCGCUGCGAAACUAUUUUGACGCUGGUGACUAUGACCGCGGUUUCCACGCUUUGGUCGGCGAAGAAAAGUUCCGUGGACCUCACCGUGUGAGGUCGUGGAUGGGGAGCGUAAUCCACCUGCUCUUCCUCCUCGAUCCUCGUACGAUGCGUGUAGUGAGCGAGCCACGUGCAAGCAACACCAAAAUGGUCGAGUACGAGUGCAUGUGCGGCGGUCAUGUCGAAAAGCUCAUCGAUCUGCCGCACAAGCGCGCUGCACUGGUGUUUAUUCCUCGCGAACGCUUCUUCCAACUGUGCCCUGUGGGACCUUUGCCGACAGUCUGA